Limulus polyphemus (Atlantic horseshoe crab) is the source of this 823-nucleotide messenger RNA. RefSeq lists its product as uncharacterized. The transcript is spliced from 2 exons. The record is from RefSeq and is a predicted model, not a curated record. The annotation marks the transcript as partial. Lineage: Eukaryota; Metazoa; Arthropoda; Merostomata; Xiphosura; Limulidae.
CGUUUGAACGAUCGAAACUCGUGACUGUAGGGAAAGGAAACCUUUCCAUGUGAACUUUCUCUUGGCUAACAGAUUGUAUGUAUGCACCUAACUAACUUGAGAAACAACUAUUAUGAAAAUCGUAUAUGGUUUCCUAAUUUGAAAAGAAUUAUUAUAUAAAUCAGUUUAGAAAACUUAACAUUAUUUUAUGACCAUAUUCCUGUGUUGUUAUAUUCAAUUGUAUAGGAACUUGAAAAUUUUUUGAUAUCUAAUAUAUAUCACCAUAAAGAUAAUUUCAGCUUAGUUAUCAAAUAUGCGUUGCCCAUCUGCACCAGGUAUACAAGCCAGGAUGAUGAACACUUCCUAACGGACGACCACCUAGCUCAACCAAAAGGAGAACUUAGCAACACCAGGUGUUCGGCGUCAACCGAAGAUAAAAAUUAUCUGUGAAAACAAAAGAACCAGAGAGAAAGUAAAACAAGGAAUCUGUGUUUUGAUCAGUCAGAAUAGUAGAUAAAAUGACUGAUUUUACGACAUCGUGUAAUCGACGUACCAUAAAAACUGGACAAUGUUCUUGUGAUAAUAGAGGAAAUAGGAAAACCCAAUCUUUGUGUUCAGAAAAAUACUCCUCUUGGUUGUUUCACUCCUGGCUUUGUGUAGCGGCCAUUCUGUCUUUAGCCACACCAGGAAUGUUCGUUAAUGGAAACUGUCAAUAUCCUCACAAGUGGUCAGGCAGUUGGUUCCAGAAAGGAGUCCAGGAUCCAAUAUUAAUUUACAAUGGUACUCUCUCCAGUAAAGGUGUCUGUAGGGAAAUCAGCGGAGACAAAUUUCUCAUAGAGAGCAG